CUUUUUACUGUUACACCGGAACAACCUCGGUUGGGAUUUAAUGCAACACCGAGCGCUUUUCCGGUCUCUUUUCACCCACCCAUAGGAAGAAAAUGACGAAGGGUACAUCGUCCUUCGGAAAGCGGCGUAAUAAGACGCACGCUCUGUGCCGUCGCUGUGGCUCCAAGGCUUACCACCUGCAGAAGUCGUCCUGCGGGAAGUGUGGGUAUCCCGAGAAACGCAAGAGACGGUACAACUGGAGCGCUAAGGCCAAGAGGAGGAACACCACUGGGUCCGGCCGCCUGAGACACCUGCGAGUCGUCUACCGCAGAUUCAGGAACGGGUUCCGGGAAGGGACCACCCCAAAGCCUAAGCGUGCUGCAGUGGCUGCCUCCAGCUCGUCCUAGACAUACUUUGGAUUUACUUGUUUAAAUAAAUGUGCUGUUGAUA
Messenger RNA from Salvelinus fontinalis (brook trout), 429 nucleotides. RefSeq names its product ribosomal protein L37 (gene rpl37). NCBI's taxonomy places the organism in Eukaryota, Metazoa, Chordata, Actinopteri, Salmoniformes, Salmonidae. Gene Ontology annotation, cellular component: cytosolic large ribosomal subunit; ribosome. The transcript has 4 exons. Bases 93 to 386 code for a protein of 97 amino acids. Gene Ontology annotation, biological process: translation. The record is from RefSeq and is a predicted model, not a curated record. Gene Ontology annotation, molecular function: structural constituent of ribosome; RNA binding.